AAGAACCCCCAUAAGGAACCAUACUGCCAAAGGAGACAGCUUCAUCAAUUGAGUCCAUCAUUACGGAGUUCAAUGGACCUGCAGGCCUUGACAUUGAUGGAAUCCACCUGUUCAAAUCAGCACAGGCAGUGAAUUCUCACAGGGCAACUGCAAGCAAGCAUCUUAGUUGUAUGCAGGACCCCCCUGGCAUACAGCUGUAUGUGUCAGUGAAGGUGGUGGUGCUGAAUGGUGUCCGCCUGAACAUGUACAGGUUGUCGGCGAGGCAGUAACUCCUUGGAGGGCUUGCACUCACACCUGUACAAUGCCAUUCCCUCAGAGAUGUGGAGUUAUGCCAUUCCAAGUGUAUCUGAUUGCAUUUGCUGUGCAGUGGAACAGCCGCAUGGAAUCACUCCGGGUUGCUGGUGGUCAUGGCAGGCAGACGUGGUGUAUGGACCCGCGGCAGAUUCAGCGCCUGAAUCAGCAGGCUGAGGUGCUCUUCAGUAAAGAGCAUGUCCUCGAGCCCAACUUUGCCACUCCAAUGCCCUACCCUGCUGUAUACAAGGACCCAGAUGAGGAGGAGCUCCUUGGAGUAGAGUAUGCCAUGUGCCAGUCAACCAGCUUCACUGCAAAGGAUUACUUUGCCCAGCAAGUUGAGGAAGAGCAGUCCUGUGAAGAAGAGGAGACGGCUGAACAAAGUGAGGACAAGCUGGCAGAUGAGGGUGUGGACAUGGGUGCAGAGUCAGAGGAGGAUCCUAUGGACACUGUCAGUGACAAACAUGUAAUCCUCACUCAGUCAGAACAGGUGGAGGAGGAGGACAGUCCUGCUCUGCAGGAUGUGCUGAUGACCCAGAGCCAUCUGCAUCUUCCUGGGCUGGAGGAAGUGGAAGCCUUUGGCCCUGCUCAUUUUAGAACUGGCAGACAACAGUGGCCGUCACCUAGUGCCAGCUGACCUAAGGCUGAAGAUUGGCACUGCUGCUGGUGCUCUGCAAGAGCAUGACAGGUCUGCAGCCAACUUUGUAAAAAAGUAUGAGUCAAGGUGGGGUUACACCCUGUUUGGCAGAUGCUUGGGAGCUGACACACCUGAGACCAGAGCAGCACAGAAGACAAAGUUUUCAGCCCAGGUGACUGAGGAUAGUCGUCUGUUGUACUUCAUUAUUAAAAUGCUGAAAAACCAGCCAUCAGCCAGUCGUCUCACCUUCCCCACUAAAA
Molecule: messenger RNA, 1188 nt
Organism: Carassius auratus (goldfish)
Lineage: Eukaryota; Metazoa; Chordata; Actinopteri; Cypriniformes; Cyprinidae
Exons: 5
Coding region: 302-928 (208 amino acids)
Source: RefSeq, a predicted model, not a curated record